AUGAAGUCGAGUCGAAUAAUUUUGGAAUUUUUAUUAAUUUUCAUGUCCUUUAAUUUGAUUAAUGGACAGGAUAUUCAAUGGGGCAUCAUCAACACCGAUUCAAUAAGAAUUGAUCUCCCAGCACACUUCACAUUAAAUCUUACAGCAGGAACUAAUGCAAGUUUGAAUGCAACUAUGAGAGUAUCAAGAACGAUUCAUGGAUUAAAACUUCAAACCAUAAACAGUCCAGGUGCAAACGGUGAAAUAAUCAACGGAGGAAUUGGCUUUAAUUUCGUUACAUUUAUGCUGCAAGGAAACUCAAGUUACUUUUAUUUUAUUGCUGAAGCAUUUGAAAACAAUACAUUAGGUGUUGAGACAACAACUGUCCUUCCAACAACGCCAAAGCCUGAAGAAACUUUUGAAGAAUGGGGAGUGAUCAAUACUGCAUCAUUGGCAUUAAAUCCAAAAACCUACUAUUCAGCAUCAUCUAAUCCUGGACAGAUUACACAACGUGAUGUGUCAAUUAAUGCCCCUAAAAUAAUUCAUGGUAUACGAGUAACAAGUUAUAAUAAUACGGUAGCAAAUGCAAAUAUCACUGACGGAGGAAUUGGUUCCAAUUUUACGACAAUUAGAGUUCUUGGACGUGCUAACUUUCUCAGUUUUUCUAUAGAAUUAUUUGAAAAUGGAAUUUCAACUCCUGCACCAACAACAACAGUCGGGAGUACAACAGUUCCAACAACAAUCCAAACCACUCCAAUCCCUGAGAAAAGAAUUGAAGAAUGGGGAAGAUUUGAUGACAUUGCACUUCUUGAUGAGAUAGCAUUCCAAAAUUAUCCACCAAUAUGGUCAACAGCAAACGAAAACGCUACAAUCACAGUGAAUGGAGUCAUUCUAGGAAUAAGAUUGACUAGCUUGAACUACACAACUGGUCUUUAUGAGCUUAUUGGAGGAGGAUUAGAGCAAAAUUUUGUGACUUUUAACUUUAGAGGAUCUCGAGCUGGAGGACCAUAUGAUUUUAACAUCGAAAUCUUUGGAAAUAGUUCCGUCAGUGUGAAAUUGUCAAUGGCUUUAGUAGCUGUUUUGAGUUUAUUAUUUAGUUUCUUAAGAUAA
This is a messenger RNA of Chironomus riparius, 1089 nucleotides long. Lineage: Eukaryota; Metazoa; Arthropoda; Insecta; Diptera; Chironomidae. The record is from the annotation of a GenBank genome assembly.